AAAAUUAGCUAAAUGUCUCUUUCUUCAAAAAAAAAAAAUACAUAUUUUUUAAUUUUUGAAUAUUAAGGGCUUAUAUUUUAGCCGACAAUAAGCCGUUUGGGUACCUAAAAUUUAGGGGAAAAAAGCUUCAGGUGGUCUUACGUUCCUACGUAGCAAGUAAGAGUUAAAACGGGAAAGUCGAUAAAGUCUCAAAAUACAGUUCCUGCAUGAGUUGACGUUGUGGAAAGUAGUCAGAAAAUGACUUCCAUGGCGAGAAUAUUAGGAGGGUAUAUAACCGAAAAUCCCUUUCAGCCGCAUGGUGCCUGCAGCUGCUCCCCCCUGAAAUAUACCCACAUCGACGUUGCUCCCCACAUCCCGAGGCCACACGACCUUCCCUACAGCGGCAAUCCGGUCCUGGCACUUGCCUACUGCUACCUUAUCCAAGGCAAAUGCCUGACUAUCAGAAACGAUCUACCCUUCGAGAUGCAGUACGUGUGCGAAGCCGACUGCAAACCAGUCUGCAUCCCCCCUUGCCAGCCGUACGCCGUACCCUGUGAUCCUUGCUGCGCCCCCAAUCCGCCUCCCGCUCAAUGCUCCCAACCCGAGGACGGGGAUCGAUCUCCACAGCAUCCCUAUGAUUCCGGCUGUCCGGCACCCUGUCAACCCUGUGAUCCCUGCUGUCAAGUACUUCCACCCCAGCCUCCAGGUUCAGGAGACCAGUGUCCAACUGCCGAACAGAAUUGCGUUAUGGAACCUACGUACAAGCCGAACGUCAAGCGGAAUGGUCUUAACUCUUGCACUUAGAGGAACUUCGUAUAGCUGUCUCUUGCGGUUUGAGAAAACGAAAUGGAAUUAUAAAAAUUCUAAUAAGUCAGAAUAAAGGAUGAACAUUUAUUC
This is a messenger RNA of Neodiprion virginianus, 876 nucleotides long. RefSeq lists its product as uncharacterized. The record is from RefSeq and is a predicted model, not a curated record. NCBI's taxonomy places the organism in Eukaryota, Metazoa, Arthropoda, Insecta, Hymenoptera, Diprionidae. The coding region runs from base 238 to 783 and encodes 181 amino acids. The transcript has 2 exons.